CGAGCCCGGGGCCGGAAGUUGCUGAGUGUGGAUUCUGUACCGGGAAAGCUGUAGGUCCUGGGGGCCUCGAAGGUGUCACGGCUCAGUAGUUUAUCUUUAAAACUUACUUUUUUUGGUUCUCGGUCUUCAGAGGGAUUAAUUCCUCCACGUGUUAGGAGUUUGAGGCUCUUGCACUCUAGUCGUCUGUCUCUGGUUUCCGUGCCGUUCGUUGGGAGACUCCCAGCCCGGGGGCGAUCUUCCCUCUGAGACUCUAGACCCCGUCCCCGGUGGGGGACCCAACCCACCCGGGAGCGAGCUGGAAUGAAACUGGACGAGGCCUCCCCUCCCUCCGAGGGCUCUGCCCGCACCCUCGAACAUGCCCUCUCCAAGAUUCUUCACGGUCUUAGCCAGGCGCCAGGCCGGGGCCACGCCAGACCCGCCGUCCUGCACGACCUCAGUGCUUUAAUCGAGGCCGCCGAUGGGAACGAGUUAUUUGCGGGGAGUGGGACUCGGGGGAUGCCCGAGGUCCUGGGACAGGUGGCGAAGGCCCUGGAAAAGUUCGCAGCCCCGCCCCAGGAGAAGGCAGAGGGAGGCGACGGCAAUUCCGAAGUGCCCGAGAAGGCAACCGAAGUCGGGUUACUGUUUCUCAAGCUGUUGGGGAAGGUGGAAACUACUGCUAAGAGUUCCCCGGUCUGCCCUGCGUGGAAGACGGGCCUCCGCCACUUGGCGGGACCCGUGUAUGUUUUUGCCACUACACACAGACUGAAGCAGCCGUGGACCAGCACAAGGUCUCAGCAGGUGGCUGACGAGGUGCUGUCCUUACUGCUUCGGGUUACGAAGUGCAGUUCUGUGGCAGGAUUCUUGUGCGGGGAAAAUGAGGAUGAUCGAGGGAGAUUUGCUGCGGUCUUGGGGCUUCUGAAACCCCGUUUGAAUAAGGAAUCCUGGAAGAAUAAUCCUGCACUUAAACAUGUUUUCUCCUGGACUCUGCAGCAGGUCACUCAGCCCUGGCUCAGCCAGCAUCUGGAGAAGAUACUUCCUCCGUCUUUGCUCAUCUCAGAUGACUAUCAGACCGAGAAUAAAGUGUUGGGUGUGCAGUGCCUCCAUCACAUUGUGAUUAACGUGCCUGCUGCUGAUUUGCUGCAGUACAACAGAGCCCAGGUCCUUUACCACGCCCUUUUCAACCACUUGUACAUGCCAGAGCACAACCUCAUUCAGGCUGUGCUCCUGUGCCUCCUAGAUUUAUUCCCUGUGCUAGAGAAAGCUCUGCACUGGAAGGGAGACGCAGCUCGAGCCACUGCCCACUGUCAUGAUGUACUACAGCUGAUCCUCACCCACAUGGAGCCAGAGCAUCGCCUUCUCUUACGUAGGACGUAUGCCAGAAACCUGCCCACUUUUGUGAAGAAGUUGGGGAUCCUAACUGUUCGGCACAUGAAGAGGCUGGAGCAAGUUAUCAUUGGUUAUCUGGAGGUUUAUGACGGACCAGAAGAAGAAACCAGGUUGAAGAUACUGGAAACCCUGAAACUUGUCUUGCAGUAUACUUGGCCCAGAAUUUCCUGCAGAGUUGUGGUCUUGCUGAAGGCCCUCCUGAAACUGAUAUGCGAUGUAGCAAGGGACACAAGUCUCACGACUGAGGCCACUAAGAGCACCCUGCUCCAGGAAGCCACAGACUGCCUGAUUCUUCUGGACCAUUGUUCUCAGGGGCAGGUGAAGGGUCUCCUGUCUAGAAUUGUCCUGUCCUGUGAAGACAGCACAGUGGUGAGCUGCAUCAGGAAAGUGCAGCAGUGCUCUGCAGGUGUCCCUGAGUGACACGUACCAUGACCAACCAGCAAGGAAGGGUGUGGAUGGACUUACGGAAAAUCUAUUUUUAUACUAAACAUUGUAAGUUUGAACUUUUGUUUCCUUCAGUUUAUAAGAGAAACUGAACAAGGAAAAAAAUAUUGAAGCUGGGUGGUGGUAAGCCUUUAAUCCCAGCACUCAGCAGGCAGAGGUGGAUCUGGAUUUGAGGCCAGCUUGGUAUACAGAAAGAGUUACAGAACAGCCCAGACUACACAGAAAAACCCUGUCUCAAAAAACUAAAAAGGAUAAAGAAACACUGACAUUUCUAAGUAAAAAUUGGGAAGGGAAAAUUUAUCACUUGUAAUUUAGAACCAUUUACACACAGUGUCAGUCCAGCUCCAGGGCUCAGGCUGUUACAAACAGCACGUGUUACAAAAAUACUCUUUACACUGUAAGGCUCUCUCUUCACUCACUCCCUGAGUGACAUAAAUAUUAGCAAUAUAAAUACUGUAUGAAAUAUAGCACAAAGGAGCACAAUUGGAAGUGUUGACUUUUCAGGAUAAAACGUGAAGGAAACUCAUGUGGUUUUGGCUUUGGUUGUGGGCUCUGUCUCCUGCUCAUACUCUAUCUCCACAUAGGCCCGUUUUUUCCGCAAAAGUCCUUUCAAGGGUGCUUUGCCUUUGUGUUUGGCCUUAAGGGCCUUCUCUUCCUCUUCUUCACUGGAGGAGUCCUCAUCCUGUUCUUCGUCACUGCCAGCAUCCAGUUUAUCCAUAUCCUAAUACGUGGAGACAGAAGUCAGACAUGGGAGUGCACAAUUUCUCCAGAAUCUUCCCUGCUUCUGUGUUCAGGUCUUCCCUGCUCCCCACUUUUGUAGCAGCCCACAAAACAUUCUUUAUUCCACAGAGCUCACCUCAAAAUCACUCAGGUCACUCUCAUCUACAUCAUCGUCUUCUACAAACUCUCUUUUACCCACAUCCUAAGAUAAAACAUAGUUACCAGGUUAGGGGGAAAAAAAAAUGAAGAUCCAGUUUAGACAUGUAGUUUUACCUCUUCAUAAAUAAGUGAAUCAGAGUCUACCAAAUCCAUUACUCUCAAGUUUAACAUUUAUGAAUUAAAAAGAAAAAUAAAGCCUAUAGUUUAUUGGCUGAACUCUGCUAAACCAGAAUUAAUCAUCACAUGAUACAAAAGGUGGGUGGAGAACUGGAGAGAUGGCUCAGAGGUUAAGAGCACUGGCUCUUCAGAGGUCCUGAGUUCAAGUCCUAGCAACCACAAGCUGGCUCACAGCCAUCUGUAAUGAGAUAUGAUGCCCUCUUCUGACAUGCAGGCAGAAUACUGUAUAUAUAACAAAUCUCUAAAAAAAAAUGGGGAAAAUGCUGCCUCUGAAUUACAUGAGAACAUGUCCUAAAGAUUACUGCGUUUUAAAACAAGACAAACCAUACUCACCUCUUCAUCUUCCUCCUCAUCUUCUUCUUCAUCUUCAGAGUCACUCUCUGCUUCCUGUUUCUCAAGGGCCUUGUCGAAGGCAUGGAUGGGGAAGUUGUAGAUGUCGCCAUACUGAAGAAUAAACAUAGACUGCCUUUAACUGUUCCUGAGUAUUACAUUUUUCAAAGUUCCUCUGCCCAACAAGCAUAUUAUUCAUCGUCAGGCACUAAAUAAGAAAACUGUGAUGAACAAUAUCUCUAUAGUUUCCAACCUAUGUACAGUAUAUUUACAAUGUUUAACAAUCAGCAGUUAAAUAGAUAGCUUCUAUGGAGAAGAGAGCCAAGUCAUUUCAAAUCUACUAGUUUAUGAAACCACAACAUUGGGACAAAUCUAAUUUUGCUUAGAAAGGGAAGUAACACAUUUUAAUCACCUUUCCAUCUUUCUAAAUGACACUGUUAUUAGUCAAAAGACUGAGAUACCUUUUAAAAAGGUUUUUAAGAACUUAAAGAACCUCAAAAGACUAGAGUAACACACAAAAGCAAACACUCUAGCCAUUGAGACCGAGGACAGAGCUUGAUAGGCAGAGUACUUAUUUAGCACAUACAAAUUCCUAGGUUCAAUUUCCAACAUCAUAUACACCUCCAUGGUGACCUCCCCAUUCCAACCUGGUUGGAGGCAGGAAGAUCAAGAAAUUAAGAUCAUCUUUUGCUACAUAAUGAAUGUGAUGCUAUCAUGAGCUAUAGUCUCAAAACAGCAAGAUAAACUAUAGGGAGGUACUGGAGUGAGUGAAUGUCUGCUGAUGACAUGGUACGGCUAUGCCAAGGACCCCAGAGCAUAAGACCCUGGAAGAACGGCAAAGCUGUGUCCCAAGGUGAGGCUCAGAGAGGGAUGGCAAAGCUGUCCUCUGGUCUGAGUGCACAUGCUGAUGUCUACUAUAGCACCACCAACUCCCCCAACAUUUAUGGUCUGAAGAAGUCCCUACUACAAAGACUGCCCCUACUAAGAUUUAGCUAAACCUGUCUCCUUGGUCCAGCUGUGUACCAUAAACCCUGCGUCCUUAUUUAUCUGCAUGUAAUAAGCCUACUCCCUUGUUCAGCUGUGUGUAAUAACUGCCUCCCUGUUCAACUCUAUAUAUUAAACAUGAUAAGCUUC
Molecule: messenger RNA, 4329 nt
Organism: Myodes glareolus (Bank vole)
Lineage: Eukaryota; Metazoa; Chordata; Mammalia; Rodentia; Cricetidae
Gene: Tti2
Product: TELO2 interacting protein 2
Cellular component (GO): nucleus; cytosol; TTT Hsp90 cochaperone complex
Source: RefSeq, a predicted model, not a curated record